Molecule: messenger RNA, 1725 nt
Organism: Phodopus roborovskii (desert hamster)
Lineage: Eukaryota; Metazoa; Chordata; Mammalia; Rodentia; Cricetidae
Gene: Hapln3
Product: hyaluronan and proteoglycan link protein 3
Exons: 5
Coding region: 438-1517 (359 amino acids)
Biological process (GO): cell adhesion
Molecular function (GO): hyaluronic acid binding
Source: RefSeq, a predicted model, not a curated record
UUUUUUUUUUUUAGAAGCCCAGGCUUUUUAAUGGGACCUCCCACCUCUACAAACAUUUCUGUGCCUCCUCCCUUUGAACUCUUUCCCCAACAUGUGCUUUUAUACUCACAACUCGGUCAGCCGGUCAGCCUGCAGCUCCAGGUUUGGGGUCUGGACUCCAGCUCUGACAGUUGCUGCUCCCUGGGGGCCAGGAGGGAAAGGGACUGUGUACCUUUAAGGGGUUGGUCCGCCGGGAGUGCAAGGUUUGUUGGAAACUGCUUCCUUUGGGGCCAUUCAAGAUCCCAGAUUUUUCUGCUACUUCAGACCUGGACAGCCUGUGGCCUCAGCGUGUCUUCAGGGGCCCCAAGCGUUUGAGUCGCUGAAGAGCCUGCUGGGAACGUUGCCCUUGGGUCCAGCCUCAUUCAAGAGACCUUGGCACUGCCACCAUCCUGGCCAGGAUGAGCCUGCUGUUCCUUGUCUUGCUGCUGCCACUUUCCUGCGUCUGGGGACUUCCAUUCUACAAUGGCUUCUACUAUUCCAGUGGCCUGCAUAGCAAGACCCUGGGUGGUGGCUAUGGGGAAGGCCUAUUCAAUGGAGUGAAGUUGGUGGUGGAGACGACUGAGGAGUCCUUGUUCAGUCACCCAGGAGCCAAUGUGACCCUGCCCUGUCACUACCGCUAUGAGCCAGCCCUGGCAAUCCCGAGACAUGUGCGUGUUAAGUGGUGGAAGCUAUCAGAGAAUGGAUCCCCGGAGCAGGAUGUGCUAGUGGCCAUGGGGCAGAGGCACCGCUCCUUCGGGGACUACCAAGGGCGAGUGCAACUGCAGCAGGGCCAACUGCAAGAAGUCUCGCUGGAGCUUAGGGACCUGCGGCUGGAGGACUCUGGGCGCUACCGCUGUGAGGUCAUUGACGGGCUGGAGGACGAGAGUGGCCUGGUAGAGCUGGAGCUUCGGGGCGUGGUUUUUCCCUACCAACCCCGCGAAGGGCGCUACCAGCUCAACUUCCAUGAGGCCCAAAAGGCCUGCUGGGAGCAGGAUGCUGUGGUGGCCUCCUUUGAGCAGCUCUUCCGUGCCUGGGAGGAGGGCCUGGACUGGUGCAACGCAGGCUGGCUGCAGGAUGCCUCUGUGCAAUACCCUAUAGCACUGCCUCGGCAAUCCUGUGGAGGCCUUGGCCUGGCGCCUGGUGUUCGCAGCUAUGGCCAGCGCCACCACCACCUGCACUGUUAUGAUGUGUUCUGCUUCGCGGCUGCCCUCAAGGGGUGGGUGUACUACCUGGAGCACCCCCAGAAGCUGACGCUGCUGGAGGCCAGAGAGGCCUGCCAGGAAGAUGGUGCACAGAUCUCCACAGUGGGCCAGCUCUUUGCUGCUUGGAAGUUCCACGGCCUGGAUCGCUGUGAUGCUGGCUGGCUGGCAGACGGAAGUGCCCGCUACCCCAUAGUUCACCCCCGUCCCAACUGCGGGCCCCCUGAGCCUGGAGUACGGACAUUUGGUUUUCCAGACCCACAUACCCGCUAUGGCGUCUACUGUUACCACCAGCACUAGCAGGAUGGCCAGCUGUGCAUUCAUCCUGGCCCCUGACUUCCUGACACAAGGGUCUGCCUUGUCUCUUGUGGGUUUGGCAUUGCUCAUAUUCUCAUUUUAUUUUAUUUUAUUUCUUUGGUUAUUCAAGGCAGGAGCUCUCUGUGUAGCUUUGGAGCCUGUCCUGGAACUAGCUCUUGUAGACCAGGCUGAUUUCAAACUCACAGAGAUU